Penicillium lagena is the source of this 1707-nucleotide messenger RNA. RefSeq names its product cytochrome P450. The record is from RefSeq and is a predicted model, not a curated record. The coding region runs from base 1 to 1707 and encodes 568 amino acids. The transcript is spliced from 7 exons. Gene Ontology annotation, molecular function: heme binding; iron ion binding; oxidoreductase activity, acting on paired donors, with incorporation or reduction of molecular oxygen. NCBI's taxonomy places the organism in Eukaryota, Fungi, Ascomycota, Eurotiomycetes, Eurotiales, Aspergillaceae.
AUGGCCGUCAUCUCCGACACAAUAACCCUACUCAUCCACCACCUACCCGGCAUCUUCCUCUUUGCCGUUCUCUUCCACCUAACGCGCAACUACCUGACUACAGGCGCAUCCGCCGUCCCAGGCCCAUUCCUAGCAAAGCUAUCGCAUAUAUGGCGCUUCAUAGACGUAGCAAAUGGCCGCGCAGAGAGAACGUUGUACAAACUACACCAGAAACACGGCGACUAUGUCCGUAUAGGCCCGAACGUGAUCAGCAUACGGGAUCUGGAGGUGCUGAAGAUGAUCUAUGGCAUUAACCAGGGUUAUAGAAAAACGGAUUUCUACCGUGUGCAGCAGCAGAUGGCAAAGGGUAGAGCAACGCCCACGCUGUUCACGACAACGGAUGAGGGUUUCCAUGCUGCCAUAAAGAAGCCUAUCUCUGCAGCUUACUCGAUGAGUACAUUGACGGAGUUUGAACCAUUUGUUGAUAAGACUAUACAUACUUUUUUUGUGCGGUUGGAUGAGUUUGCGGCGAGGGAGACAGUGUGCGACAUUGCUAGCUGGCUGCAAUAUUAUGCAUUCGAUGUCAUCGGCGAAUUAACUUUCAGCAAACCGCUCGGGUUCCUGGAACGGGGUGGUGAUGUGGGCGGAAUAAUUGCUGCUCUGGAGAAGAUGUUAAACUACUCUGGGAAGAUCGGUCAAAUGCCAUGGCUGGACUACGUUUUCAUCAAGAACCCUCUUCGACAAUUUAUCCAAGGCGGCUCAACAGGCGCCGUGGCACGCUUUGCACGCGCUCAAUUAGACGAGCGUCUCCGACAGACAGAAGAAACCGAGGACAAAUCAGCACCUCCACUUCAUAGAGACUUCCUAUCUCGAUUUUUAGAAGCGAAGAAGACGAAUCCGGAUAUCGUCACCGAUAAUCAGAUCUUCUCGUACACGAUCAGCAACAUGAAUGCUGGCUCCGAUACAACGGCCAUCUCUCUUCGUGCUAUUCUCUACUACACACUGAAAAGUACCCAAAUUACCGGGAAACUAUAUCAAGAACUCACAGAUGCAUAUAAAGAGAACCGAAUCUCACUCCCCGUAUCUUGGAAACAGAGCCAAGAGCAACUGCCUUACUUAGAUGCAGUCAUCAAGGAAGCACUGCGCCUCCAUCCUGCCGUCGGCUUGCUGCUUGAGCGCAUCGUUCCAGCAGGUGGACUCCAACUUCCUCAUGGCGGACCAUAUCUACCCGCGGGCACAAUUGUCGGCGCUAAUCCGUGGAUUAUUCAUCGGUCUUCGGUGUUCGGAAAUGAUGUGGACGCAUUCAUUCCAGAACGGUGGCUACAGAAGAAUGGCGAGACGCAGACGGACUUUCAAACUCGCAAGCAGCAGAUGCUAAGGGCGACCUUCACAUUUGGGGCUGGGCCGAGGACUUGUAUUGGGAAGAAUAUUAGUUUGCUGGAAAUCUAUAAAUUGAUCCCGUCGAUUUUUCUCAGGUACAAGGUUAGUUUUAUUGAGCUCAAGGACCCUGAUGUUGAGUGGGAGAUUGUAAAUGCUUGGAACGUCAAUGGUACUGCGGCUACUGCUGCUAUCGAAUUUGGUGCCACUGUGCCCGCCGAGUUGUCGUCUAUGCCCGCCGUUCGCGAUAUCACCAUGACUCAGCCAGCUCUUGUUCCACUCUUUACCAUUGACUUUCAGGCUCUGUACAUAGAAGCUAUCGUCUGCGAGGUUCUCCGCAGUGAUUCGUAG